GAUGGCGGGCAUGCGCUCACUCCCAGAGGUGGAUCUCUCCUGUCCCAUCUGCUGCGACAUCUUCCGAGAGCCGGUGGUCCUCAAGUGCAGCCACAGCUUCUGCUCGCCCUGCCUGCAGCAGUACUGGACGCGCGGGCGGAGCCGGGACUGCCCCCUGUGCAGAAACCAGUCCGUGGACGACCCCGUGCCCAGCCUGACCCUGAAGAACCUGUGCGAGGCGUACGUCCAGGAGAGCGAGGGGGCGGAGGAAACGGGGGGAGAACUGUACUGCGAACCGGGGGAGAUGUGUUCUCUCCACGGGGAGAGGCUCAAGCUUUUCUGCCUGACGGACAAGGAGCCAAUCUGUGUGGUUUGUCACACCUCGAGGAGGCACAAACAGCAUGAUUGCUGCCCUGUCAGCGAGGCGGUUGUAGAUGUUAAGGAGAAAAUAAAGUCAGCCCUCAGCUCUUUGCAAGAAAAGAAGGAUGCUUUCGACCAAAUGAAGAAAAACUACGAGGACACAGUGGCGUACAUCCAGGUCCAGGCUCAGUUCGUGCAGAGGCUUACCCACGAGGAGUUCGAGAAGCUUCACAUGUUCCUGCGAGCCGAGGAGGAGGCCAGGAUGGAGGCGCUGAGGGGGGAGGAAGAGCAGAAGAGUCGAGUGAUGAUGCAGAAGAUCGAAGAAAUCACCGGACAGAUAACAUCCGUCACCGAGUCGAUCCGACUUCUGGAGGAGGAUCUCGCUUUGGAGGGCAUAUCUGUACUUCAAAAAUGCAAGAGGACUUUGGCAAGAGCAAACUGCCCAGUCGAAGACCCCGUCAUGGCUACAGAAUCGCUCAUAGAUGUGGCCAAGUAUCUGGGUUCUCUGGGAUUCCAUGUUUGGGUGAAGAUGCAAACAAUUGUGAAAUACAGCCCGGUGACCCUGGAUCCCAACACGGCUGCCCCGUGGCUCGUCCUGUCAGACGACCUCACCAGCGUCUGUGACAGUGAGGAGAAGCAGAAGCUGCCCGACAACCCGGAGAGGUUCCACCCGGACACGGCCGUCCUGGGCCGCGAGGGCUUCACGUCGGGGAAACACGCCUGGGACGUCAGCGUGGGAGACAACACCGCGUGGGUCGUCGGCGUGGCCAAAGAAUCGGUCGUGAAGAAAGAGAAAGUGUCUUCGGUGUUAAAAAACGGAUACCUGUGUGUGUACUACUACCACAAAAUGCAUUUUGCCGGCACCUCUCCGUUGACGAGACUUGCCCUGAAGAAGAACCCGCAGAAGAUCAGGGUGCUGCUGGACUGUGACAAGGGCAGGGUGUCUUUCUACGACCCCCAAGACAACACGCACAUCUACACCUUCAAGAACGGCCUCACUGAGAAAGUUUUUCCGUACUUCUGGGUGGGUUGUCAGCAGUGUCCGUUGAGAGUGGAACCACUGGAGGUUUCUGUCAAAGCUGUUGGGUAUUGUUGAAAUUCCAGUUUUCUUCAGCAGAAAGGGGAGAUAGGCAGGCGCUCAGAAUCUGAAAUCAAAUCGCAUCAUUUUAACAUUAACGUCUUUUUCCGACAUCCUUCAACCUUUCUCCAGUUAAAAACACAACAAACAAAUCUUUGUCUGUUCAAUUUGUAGUCCUGGAGAGCUCACUUCAGUUUAACCUCUGCACUUUGAAAACACUUUAAAAGGUCUUUAUUGUCUAAACUGUUUGUGGAAAAAAAAAACACCAUCUCAAUCAUAAUGAGGUUUUUUUUAAAGUGCAUUAUAGCCUGAGAAUAUCCUGAAUAAAUAUUGGUUUCGUUUUGAUGAUUCAAACAUUAAUAUAUUUUAUGUUAUGUGCAUGACAGUAGCUAAACAUGGUUUGUUUUUAAUUUCCAUAAUGUGUUGAGCUCAUUGGAUUUAUGGCUCAAAUUAUGCUUUAUGUGCAAUUUCUGGUGAUGUCACCGAGUGCUAAUUUAACGAAUAAACGAUUUUCAAACAUUAAAAUGUGCUGCGUAAACAUUAAAGUUUGAACACCUCUAUAAGCCCCUCCCACUUGACCUUCA
Labrus mixtus (cuckoo wrasse) is the source of this 2001-nucleotide messenger RNA. RefSeq names its product E3 ubiquitin-protein ligase TRIM35-like. The transcript has 6 exons. The coding region runs from base 2 to 1435 and encodes 477 amino acids. Gene Ontology annotation, molecular function: zinc ion binding; protein binding. The record is from RefSeq and is a predicted model, not a curated record. Lineage: Eukaryota; Metazoa; Chordata; Actinopteri; Labriformes; Labridae.